CAUAUCAUCAACCAUGGGAUGACUCUAAGGGAAGCUGGCCAACAGGUUCAGCCUAAUUUGAGCCGCUACACUGUGGCAAGCAUCAUUAGGACAUUUCGAAAUGAGAAUCUAAUUGCUAGACGUCCAGAUGUUGGGGCCAGAGGGCAUGUUCACUCCAGAGCAAGAGACCCAUAUAGCGAACAUGGUAAUUGCCAAUAAUGCAAUAAGACUGCACGAAAUACAGCAGCGCAUAAUUGAUAAUGACACCAUCUUUCGAAAUAUACACAGUGCAAGCAUUUCUGCACUAAGUCGUGUACUUGCGCGCCACAGAAUAAGAAUGAAGCAAAUUUACAGAGUUCCUUUCAAGAGAAACACAGAACGUGUAAAGCAACUGCGAUAUGACUAUGUGCAGAGAGUGAUGGAACUAGAAGCAGAUGCCAUGGGACAUGAGCUACUUUUUGUAGAUGAGGCCGGUUUUAACCUCAGUAAAACCAGGAGACGUGGCAGGAACAUUAUUGGACACCGUGCCAUCAUCAAUGUCCCAGGACAACGUGGUGGUAACAUAACCAUGUGUGCAGCUAUAAGCCAAAAUGGUAUUGUUCACCAUCAUGCAACCAUAGGCCCAUACAACACUGCACACAUUAUUGCAUUCCUGGACACCUUACAUGACAUUCUCACUGUUCAGAGACCAGAGCAUACUCGAUAUGUCAUCAUAUGGGACAAUGUUAGUUUCCGCAACUGGUUUACAGACCACCCAUCCUUCAUAGCACUCAACCUCCCUCUAUACUCUCCAUUCUUAAAUCCCAUCAAAGAGUUCUUCUCUGCCUGGCACUGGAAAGUGUACGACCGUCAUCCUCAUCAACAGGUAGCCCUUUUACAGGCAAUGGAGGAGGCAUGUGAAGAUAUUGACCAGGCAUCAUGUCAGACCUGGAUACGGCAUUCAAGGAGAUAUUUUCCCCGGUGCCUUGGACUGGAGGAUAUCGCAUGCGAUGUGGAUGAAAUUUUGUGGCCGGACCCAGAAAGACGACAUGAUGUAGGCUGA
Clarias gariepinus (North African catfish) is the source of this 1021-nucleotide messenger RNA. RefSeq lists its product as uncharacterized. Bases 128 to 1021 code for a protein of 297 amino acids. Gene Ontology annotation, molecular function: nucleic acid binding. NCBI's taxonomy places the organism in Eukaryota, Metazoa, Chordata, Actinopteri, Siluriformes, Clariidae. The record is from RefSeq and is a predicted model, not a curated record. The transcript is spliced from 3 exons.